UAGCCAUGAAAUACCGAUUUUGUUAAUAAUUGACUUUAUUAAUGAGACGACGACACUUGACGAUCUUCACAUAGCGUAUCCUUUUUAAAAACGUUCUGAUUGGUAACCAAUAACCAUAAUCACCAUAUAUAUUGAGCAAUCGAGUGAUCGAGGUUGCGUCGAUUUUGCCUGAAACCGCCUUAUACUUUCAACUUGCAAAACUUUCUGAUAAAAUAUGAGUAUCAGAGAAGGUGUUCUCUUGGGUAUGGGUAAUCCACUCUUGGAUAUAAGUGCAGUUGUCAAUAACGACUUCUUGACAAAAUACGGCUUGAAGUCAAAUGAUGCCAUACUUGCAGGAGACCAACACAAACCAAUGUAUCAUGAAAUGGUUGAGUUGUAUGAUGUGGAUUAUAUGGCAGGAGGUGCAACACAGAAUACUAUAAGAGUUGCACAGUGGAUGAUGCAACUGCCGAAGGCAUCCUCAUACAUUGGAUGUGUAGGAAAAGAUGAGUUUGGUAACAUUCUUCAACAAAAAGCAGAAGAAGCAGGUGUUGCUGUGAAAUAUUUGUAUAGUGGUGAUCAAGACACCGGUACAUGUGCUGUAUGUAUAAGUAAUAACAAUACUGCAAGAUCACUUGUAGCAAAUCUGGCAGCUGCAAAUCAUUAUAAGAAGGAGCAUUUACUUGAAAAUUGGGAGACUGUUGAAAAUGCUGAAAUUUACUAUAUAUCAGGUUUCUUUUUGACAGUUUCACCAGAAGCAAUAAUGUUGGUUGCAAAACAUGCAACAGAAAAAAACAAAUGUUUUACAAUGAAUUUGUCAGCACCAUUCAUAACUCAGUUUUUCAAAGGACCUUUGAUGGAUGCAAUGCCACAUGUUGAUGUGUUAUUUGGAAAUGAGUCUGAAGCUUUGCAAUUUGCAAAGGAGCAAGGAUUCAAUACUGAAGACAUAAAAGAAAUAGCUAUCAAGAUUUCCAACUUGCCACAAGCAGAAAACAAAAAGUCUCGAACUGUUGUUAUCACCCAAGGAAAAGAUCCAACCCUUGUUGUGCAAGAUGGCAAACUUACAGAGUAUCCAGUAGCUUUGAUAAAACAAGAAUCCAUUGUUGAUACAAAUGGUGCUGGAGAUGCAUUUGUUGGAGGUUUUUUGGUGCAAUAUCUACAAGGCAAGCCAAUGGAAGAAUGCAUACGUUGUGGACAAUACACAGCCAAGCUAAUCCUCCAAGUGUCUGGUGUUACAUUAGCUGGAAAGCCUGAUUAUUAACAAGACUUGCUUUGUGUCAUUUUAGAUAGUAAUUAUAAUUAUUAUAUAUUAUAAUUAUUUUUGAAUGCACUUGAAUUAAAAUGAAAUUAUCAGUAAUA
Molecule: messenger RNA, 1338 nt
Organism: Dendronephthya gigantea
Lineage: Eukaryota; Metazoa; Cnidaria; Anthozoa; Malacalcyonacea; Nephtheidae
Product: adenosine kinase-like
Exons: 12
Coding region: 215-1240 (341 amino acids)
Biological process (GO): purine ribonucleoside salvage
Cellular component (GO): cytosol; nucleus
Molecular function (GO): adenosine kinase activity
Source: RefSeq, a predicted model, not a curated record